This is a messenger RNA of Symbiodinium natans, 165 nucleotides long. The record is from the annotation of a GenBank genome assembly. NCBI's taxonomy places the organism in Eukaryota, Dinophyceae, Suessiales, Symbiodiniaceae.
AUGUUUGCGAACAUCCACGACAUCUUCGAGAGCGACUGCAAGCAGAACAGAGAUGCGAAGCAGGAUGAGAACGAGCCGCUCCCGGAUGGCAGAGCCUUUAGCGGGAGAUCUGUGAGAGGACGAUCUGAGAGUUGCAUCUCCUCGUCGUCGCCUGCCCAUGUCUAG